GAAUUCAAUAAUUCAGAAUUUUACAUUGAGUUUCCUAUGGCCCUUUUUACGAUUCACCACCCGGUAUAAGAUAAAAUGUGUACUAUUUGUCUAAUUAUUUCAUAAUAACACAAAUAAUACACAUAUAUACACAAUAACACACAUUCAAUGAUCGAAAAUCAUUUAAAAAUAUGGGAAUGUAAACUCUUGUGACGUAAAGUCAAAAAUAUAAGUCUCCCCACCACCGUCGGACAAGACAACCGUAAUAAAGUCUAAUAACCGUGGGAUCGGAUAUGCUGAAUAUAAAUAAGAAGAAAAGUAGAUAUUUAAGGUUAAGAAGGUUAUAUUUGUUUUACAGUACAGCACGUUACAGUUUACAAAAAUAUGAAAUCCUGAAUUAGGAUUUAACAGGAUUCCUGAUCUCCCGAUGUGUGCAAUGGUCAGCAAAAAUGACAUACCUAUAGAUAUUCUCGAUUUAUUUCGAGAUAAAAAGUUAGUGAAAAUAUGUGCCCCCAUGGUACGCUACAGCAAAUUACAAUUUAGAAACCUUGUCAAACUGUAUAACUGUGAUUUAACAUUUACUUCUAUGAUUUUGGCAGAUUCUUUUUGUCAAAGUGCAAAAGCCAGGAGUAAUGCAUUUACCACAAAUUCUUUAGAUACUCCUGUUGUUGUACAAUUUGCAUCAAAUACUGUGCAUGAUUUCGUAGGUGCAGCAUAUUUAGCAUCUCCACAUUGUAAUGGAGCAGAUUUGAAUUGUUGUUGUCCGCAGAGAUGGGCAAGAGAGCAGGAAUUGGGUUGCGAUAUGUUAAAGAAGCCAGAAUUAAUUUAUGAUAUGGUUCGCCAAUGCAGAAAUCACGUUUUGAAACCUUUCACUGUAAGUGUAAAAAUGCGACUGCUGUGUGGUGAAAAACAUAUGGUUAAUAUUUGUAAACAAUUAGAAAUGUGUGGUGUUAGUUUUUUAACUAUUCAUGGUCGUACUUCUUACCAAAAUGUGGGUGAUAUUAAUAAGGACACUUUAAAGUUAAUAAAUGAUACUUGUUCUUUACCUGUGAUAGCUAAUGGAUGUGUGACAACAUUAGAUGAUUGUUACAAAUUACAAGAGUAUACAGGAUGUAAGGGUGUAAUGGUUGCGAAUGGUAUCCUGACCAAUCCUACAAUAUUUACUGGAAACUUAGAAACAACUCUGGAUUGUAUACAAAACUGGUUAGAUAUUUGUUAUAAUAGUUCUUUGACAAUGGAUCAAUAUCUUAAGGAAAGCAACAAGCCUAGUCAAAUGAUUCAAGAAAAACCAUAUAAUUUAAUAUAUCAGUGCUUUCAUCACCAUUUAGUGUUUAUGUUAGAAAGGAUAUUGCCAAGGAAGCAGAAGAGAUACUUUAAUAAUUUAAAAACUUUUAAAAGUGCUUUAGAAUUUUUAGAUGAAUAUUUUCAUUUAAAACCUAGAUUAUUUGAACUUGAGAAAUAUUUACAAUAUACAAAUUUUAAUAUAGAUUAUUCAGGUAGGGAAUUGUUAUAUCAAAAUUUAAAACCAGAUAACUUGACUACAAAUGAAGAUUUUAACCUAUAUAACUCAGAAAACACAGACGGGCAGUAUUUUACAUCAAAAACUAACAAUGAUACUUGUGAUUGGUCAGACAUAUUUCUUGAAAAUGGUGGAGGCGAUUUGAAAUUGAUGUCAAAAUAUUAGUUUUUUGAAUGAAAAAUACAGACAAACUAUAGCUCAGCGUGAAAAAAUGUAUAGAAGGUAAAGUGAAUAAAAAGUAGUCAAAAAUAUACUGUGCAAAUUUCAGAUUAAUCCAUGUAGCCUUACUAAUGUAGCAAGUUACCAAUUUUAACAUAUGACUUAGCAUUAUGCAUUACUUUUUAGUGUUGGUAGGUAUAGUUGUUCCAUUAUAUCUUUGCACAAAUAUCAUGAUUUAUUUUUGAACAAGUUUAAUCAAAACAUUAAGUGAAAUGUAUGUCGAUAUGUAAUUUGAUAUGAACUGUCAAUGUAAUAAUUAGGAAAUGGCUAUUAUCAGUGGAUGUAUUUUAUAAAGUUAUAUUGUACAUUUAUAUUUAGCUAUGUUCUAAUAUAUUUAACACAAUAUAACUUUAUAAAAGAAACACAAUAAAGUUAUAAAUUCCAAUAAAAACAAUAAAUGCACUAAUAUCACUGUCACUGAAAAUAAUGUAGAUCAAAAUUCAUAGUAAACAAUGUAUCAAAGA
Diabrotica virgifera virgifera (western corn rootworm) is the source of this 2181-nucleotide messenger RNA. RefSeq names its product tRNA-dihydrouridine(20a/20b) synthase [NAD(P)+]-like. Gene Ontology annotation, molecular function: tRNA dihydrouridine synthase activity. The record is from RefSeq and is a predicted model, not a curated record. Bases 407 to 1663 code for a protein of 418 amino acids. NCBI's taxonomy places the organism in Eukaryota, Metazoa, Arthropoda, Insecta, Coleoptera, Chrysomelidae. The transcript has a single exon.